CUGCUGUUGUUUCUCGACACUGCGCGUUAUUGUGGCCGCAGCUCGCCGACAAAGUUUUGUUUACGCACAGGGCGCGCAUCGGACUAAGAAAAAAAGAAAAAGGAUGCGUGUCAAUCAGAGCGGAUUGCACGGAGAGAAACGUGACGUAUCGAUCUCCUUUUUGACAACUUGGAUCUGUUCCUGUUUUGUCUGCUUUUUCUUCUUAUUAUUGUUAGUGCCACGGGCUGCAUUGUUGGUUCGGUUUGCGUUGCAGUGGGCAUUAGUAGGACUGGAUAAUCCGUUUUCUGCAACAAAGGGCUUCUCGUAAAUAGCGCUGAGCUGGCCCGAGAAAGUGAUACGGCGAGAGGGGAGUCCAGGAAGAGUCUUGUCGUGGUGUUGCCACUAAAUGAGAAAAACACGAAGACUUCUUCAGAUCUGUUUACCCCCCGGCCGGCGACCUGAGUGGAUCACGAAGAACAUCAGAGGGGAUAGAGGAUUAUCUUGCUUGACCUGUCUCCUCCUCAGACUGAUGUCAGACUAGUGUUGCAGCUCUAUUUCACUGUGCAUACCUCAUAGAAGGGUAUACAGGAGCAUAUUUAUUGCGUUGAUUAUUGGAUGGAUUGAUUUAAGUGGCAUCCAGUAGAGCAUUAAUACUUUGUCCGACUAAAAACGGUUCUCUGCUUCGGCUUAUUCAUGCCCGUCAUGAGUGUACCAGCCCAGCAGAAACCCAGCAACAAAAGAACAGGCAAACGCAUCACGUUUUUCAGCGAUCAAAGUGUAGCAAUGAAGGAGACUUCUCAGCACCCAGAAGGAUCCUACUACGUCCCAAGCGGUACUGCGUCAGACCCCAGACAGAGUGAGGCUGCAAGUACGGUGACGUCCAAUCCAGAAGGUCCUCACAUGUACCUCAACUCGGUCAUCUUCAGCCCAGAUAAGGGUGACCAGAGCAGAGGUCAUUAUCAGCAGACUGUACCCAUGAAGUGGGCUCACCAGGAACCCAGUCAGCAGCAGCCAUCAGUGUCCCAGCAGCAGAGAGCUGCCACGUGGGCCACCAUGCCGAACUGGGGGCCAAACUUUGCAAAUUAUAUCGGAGGAGUUAACAUAACGGAUUCAAGGAGCCAAAAUGCAUUUGUGAAGUCAAUGCACGAGACAUCUGGUUUACAGCCACAUCAACAGCCUCCUAACAGAGGAGCAGAGAAACCUGCAGCUGAAGCAUACAGGGAUGCUGCAAAGUCUCGAGGCCUGGAGUGGGAGCAGCAACAGCAACAACAGUCCCAGGCCUUUCAGGAGACGUUGAAGCCAGGAGUGCUGAACACCCAGCAGCAGAGUACAUCCCACCCAGGAGGGAGCUCAGUCUUGCAGCCCUUCCAGUUGGCCUUCGGUCAGCCCAAGCAGCAUCUGCCAGCUUACUACCAGACCUUCCAAGGGAACAUGACAACGCUACCCAACCCACCAAACUACUCAGCACCAAACGCCAAACCCCCACAUCACUUACAGCAGAUGCAGAAGCAAGAACAAAUCCAGCGCCAGCAACAACAUCAUAUAAUUCAGCAGCAAAUUCAGCAGCAGCACCAUCAACAAAUUCAGCAACAGCAGAUCAUUCAGCAUCAACAGCAUGUGCAGCAACAGCUACAGCAGCAGCAACAAAUACAGCAUGAGCAACAGCAACAAAAGAUACAGCAGCAGCAGCAACAACAGCAGCAGCAGCAACAGCUCCAAAUUCAGCAGCAAAUGCAACAUCAGCAGUUGCAACAACAAAACCCCCAUGUGCUUGACUAUUACCCUGGUGCACAAAAUGCACAUCCACAGCCUGUCGUCGUACACUCCCAGGAGUCCUCUGCUCCCGCUCCCCCGAAGAUCCAAGAACCAAUCAUCCAGGACAUCACCCCAGAACCCCAACAGCCGUCAGAUCCGCUGCAGCCCCCUCUGCAGUCUGAGCCCCUGUCCCAGUCGCAGCCUCAGACGCAACUCCAGUCUCAAACCCAGCUUCGGAGAUCUCGACGGCUCUCCAAGGAAGGCGGCGCGCCGUCCGACAACCCUUUUCUCUCCGUCGCCUCGGAUGAGCCGGCGCCGGGGCCACAGGGAUCUCAAAACGGGGCCCGUGACAUCCAGGCAGCCCCGACAGGUGUCAUCCAAAGUACUCGCAGGAAACGCCGGGUUUCCCAGGAGGUCAACCUGGAGACACUCGCUCACGAGGCCUCAUCCAGGGAGUUUCUACCAUCGCACGUUAGCAAGGAGCCACACCGACCAUGGAGUCCCACUGAACCGGAGGGCAUGAACGCUAAGCGGCCCCGAGACGACACUCUUCUUCCACUCGUCAUCCCCGUAUCUGUUCCAGUCCGGAGGCAGGAUCCCUCAUCUCCUGACAGAGAUGAAGCAGCUCUGGCAUCCAGCUGGCCCCACAGGCCUUCCAACCCCCAGGACCUGGGCCGUUCAGACCACAAACCCUCGGUCAUCGUCACUCGCAGACGUUCACUCAGGAACUCCUUGUCGGAGAGCUCGGAGCAGAAUGAUGUUGCAGACGGUGAAAAGGACGACGAUGGCAAAAAGUCCAAACGGCGUCCCCGUCCCGAGCCUCUCUUCAUCCCACCGCCUAAACCCGGUUUAUUCAUCGCCCCGCCCGUCUACUCCAGCAUCACACCCUACCAAAGCCACCUCCGCUCGCCCGUACGGCUCGCCGACAACCCCAUCACCAUGCCUCCCUACACACCACCGCCAAUCCUCAGCCCCGUUCGUGAAGGCUCAGGCCUCUACUUCUCCACUUUCCUGUCGUCUGCUGCAGCUGCUGCAGCCGGCUGUCCGGGCCUGCCACCUCCAGCGACACCCAAGUCGGCCACCCGCAGCCUGUUGCGUUCCAACAGCUGCGACAUCACACCGCCGGUUUUGCCUCCCAUGACCGACGCCACUCCAGUCAGCAUCGAGCCACGGAUAAAUAUUGGGUCACGGUACCAGGCGGAGGUGCCAGAGCUGAGGCAGCGGUCAGCUGUCGAGCUGGAUCACCAUCGUGCCGAUCUGGUCUGGGCUCCGCUGAACGAAAUGGAGGGAAAACCUGAUUUCCAUGAGAAAGUGGAAGACCUCAUGCACCUGGCCUGCUCCAGUGUUUUGUGUGGAGGAGGCACCAACCAGGAGCUAGCCCACCAUUGUCUGUACGAGUGCAAAGGGGACAUAAUGGCUGCUCUGUCCAUGCUGAUGCUGAGGAAUCCAAUUUUCCCCAAGUCGCAUCAUCUGUCCUGCUACCACUACUCAGGAUCAGACAGCUGGACAGCAGCUGAGAGACGCCACUUCAACAAAGGCAUCACCACAUUCAAGAAAGACUUCUUCAUGGUGCAGAAACAGGUAACCACUAAGACAGUGGCGCAGUGUGUGGAGUUUUACUACACGUACAAGAAACAUGUGAAGAUGGGACGAAACGGGGCGCUAAUCUACGGCGAGACGGAGCCUUUGGAGAGCAGGACCAGUGAGGAGGAGAUGAACCACAAGCAGGGCGCUCACAGACUGGAGCCUCAGCGGGAGGAGGACAGCAGGAAGUGGGAAGGGUCAGCUGACAGGAAACAGGAUGUCUGCCCCACCAGGGUGACACACACGCUGCAGUCCACCGAGAACCCGGGGACCGUCCUCAUCAUGAAGGAGGACGUGGGGAGGGAGCUGCCACUGUCCAGGGUCAUCCACCCUCCUCACCCGCCUCCCCCCAGCUCCAAAUCGCGAAACUACGACAGCAACGCACGCAGGACGAGCCCCUCCACGGGCAACAAAGGCACGGCCGGGCAGGAGGGAGAGUUUCCCUGCAAGAAGUGUGGCAGGAUUUUCUACAAGGUGAAGAGCCGCAGCGCCCACAUGAAGAGCCACGCCGAGCAGGAGAAGAAGGCGGCGGCGCUGCGCCAGAAGGAGGCCGAGGAGCGAGCGGCGGCGAAGGCAGCAGCCGAGGCCGCCGCCAUCCUGGCAGCGCGCCAGCAGAACGGGACGCGACAGGUCGGCGGCGACAGCACCAACGACGACUCUUCGGACGGGGAGGACGACGACGACGACGACGACUGGCAGUGAGAGGAAGGAAGGCCGCGGAAGAAGAAGAAGAAGAAACCCUCCAGCGAACUUUCUGUUGGAAGACUUCCGUUUUUAGCUCGGCACAUUCAGGGACAGAUCGACUCCCGUGUUUAACUGUGAAUGCGUGGACUGAGUGAGAUGCGUGUGUGCGUGUCGACAACGUGCUUUCCAGAACUCCCCUUUACUCUGCUCGAAAAGCUUUCUCCAGAGUUACCUCUCUUGGUCACAGGGCUCGGUCAAACUAAAGCCAUGCCGCUCCUCUCCGGCGCUGUCCUGCUCUUCGCUCCCAGCUGCGGCCUUCCUCGGCACUUUUUCCGAGUCUCGUCCUGCUUCGUUUCGACAGGCGUGGAACUUUCUCGGACCCUCUUUCUUUCUUGUUUUCGUUUCCUCUGAGCCACAGCUUGCUAAACCCACAUCCCAGCCGUCCAGCGUCGGAUGAAGUUUUGAAAUCUCGACAGCUGGGGUCGAGCGCGACGGAGGGCUUUUCGACAAACGGAUCCGCAAACUGUCGCCUCUCGAAGCCGCCAGAAGCUUUUCCUCAGACGCAUGAUGUGCACCAAAUGGGUUCUCUCUCUGUUCCUUUUCAGUUCUGUGAAUCCCCCGCCUCUAUCUCCCCUCACAGUUUGUUCCUCACUGUCGAUGCCUUGGAUGUUACGACGCUUUUUAUCUCGAAAAUGACAAUCAAUUUUACACUGUUGUUGUUUUUUUAUGAACAUAUCUACAGGUAAAUGUUACUUUUUUUCUGCCUGUGUAGCUAUAUAUGGUUAUUGUUGUUUUUGUGAAUAUUCCCGUUGAUGAUGAUUAUUAUUAUUAUUAUUAAUAUUAUUAUUAUAUUCUGGUUUUGGCUGCAGUUUAAUUGAGCGCUUUUAUCUGUUUUUUGUCUUUUUUUUUUUAUUUAAAGAAACAAAAAUAAUGCUACUUGCUGCCUGUUUAUAACUGUGAGAUUUUUUUUUCUUUUUUUUGGAAGCCAGAAAUGAAGACAAAGGCAGAAAUGUAUGUGCAAUAGAACAAGUUUGACCCCCUUUUUCCCUGAGUGUUCAGGGCCCCCUCCUCUAUCUGGAUGCCUCACUGUCACACCCUGUAACUGAUAGGAGCUACUGACUCAGACUGUUCAAACCGCAGGGCUCUAUAGAUGCACAGAACGAAGCGGGAAAAGACAACAAACACAACGUAACCCUACGCUGAAAUUUGAGCCACAGUUUACCUUUUAUCUGCGCUACUUUCUCUCGAAAAUUCUCCGAUAAAAGCUAGUGUUAAGGGCUGGUUUUCACAUCUGCAGACUCUACCCAUAACAUGACCUCUGUCAGUAAAUUGUUUACUUUGUCGACAAACAGGCAUUAAAAGAGGCCAAAUUUGAUCCAGAUUUUUGCAGGUUUUAACAGAUUUCCAAUGAGAUUUUCCCAGAUGUCAGCUUCUCUCAUGACUUUCUACCUCAGCGUUUGAACCCCGGCACCUUCCACAGACUGCAAAACCAGACUCAAUUCAGAUUACGCUCACUUUUAAAGCGGAUUCUUGUUUGUUUUCUUUUACGCAGCAUUCUUUACUAAUGCAGACUUUGCGGUUUAUUCAAAUGCUGACAAGCGACUUGCAUUUUCCUCCUUUCACGUGCCGGAAAUCAAACUCUUGUACGGUUUACACUUUUCUGCUGAUGAAAGUAAAUAAUUUGCUGGCAAAAACAGGAAAUAGCAGAGGGAAAAGUGUUUCAUAUCAAACUGCAAAACAUACUUUGCAGGAUCCUGAAUGCUUUCUUUGACCUUUCUUUGUGUCAAAGUUUACUUCCUAUGCUUCACGUUGUGACAAAAAUGCCAUAUCUUAUCACAUUCUGGCCCUGAAGCCCCCGUUUGCUGUUGUUUUGGGAGCUCUAAAUUGAAACCCGAUAUGUGAGAAGCAAUGGAAAAGAGUCUCAGCCUGCGUUUAGAUUGUUGUGGCACUAAAACGCUCCACUGAAACCUUGGCAGCGUGGCUCAGCUGCUACUCAAGGACGCAGGAUUAAUGGCAAAAAAUGUGCAAAAAAAGUCAGAUUUAACUGCAGGUUCAUCAGUCUGCAGCAUAGAGUUGUUACGACGAAGCGGUUUAAGUUAUUUAUAUCGAUUUCUCAUGAAAUGUGGCUGUUAAAGAGCGAUAUCGACUCGAUAUUUUUUUUAUCCCUCCAGCUGUGCGGUGCGUCUACGGCCGCCUUUUAUCUGUUUACCUUGAUACGAGGAGCUGAAUCGGACAAUGGAAACGGCGUGUUUUGAUCCGUCUAUCGCCGCAUAUCUCUGUGUUGAGCCCUUCAGCCCCGGAGCCAGCUUCUGUUGCCGUAGCAACACGUGGGUUAAAGGGUUAUUUUUCCAUUAAAGGACAAACCACAGUGGAGAGCUGGGAGGAACGGCUCCAGUUACCAGUUACUUCACCAGUUAAAACCUGGGUCUAUGCACAGACUGUUUGUGUACGAAUGUGUGUGUGUGUGUGUGUGUGUGUGAGUGAGUGCUUUGAGGUCAAAUGUUUAACUGUACGCCUGUCAAAAAAAACAAACGUUUUGCAGACUGUUCACAUGUUGGUUAAUUUAUAUUUCCUUUCUUUUUUUCUUGAGGUUCUCGUCGGGGAACGAUGUCACUAAAAAAAAAAAAAAAGCAGAAUUACGGAUGAAAUCGAGGCCACAAACACACACAGCUUCUCCUCAUAUCCUCCAGUCAGUUAAGGGAAUUUUAAAGGGGACAAAAAAAGGUUUAUUUAGCUAAAGAUUAGAAAUAUAUAUAUGAAUGGAAUUCUAUGUUUGCAUACUUUCUAUGCUAUUUUCAUAUGGGGUUCACACUAAUGAUGAAAAACGGAACGGAAUCUCAAGUGCUUUUUACUACAGUGUAACUUAUUUGUUUUGAUUUGAUUUUUACCACCUGUGUUUUUAGUAAUGAUUUAUGAAGCACUGUAUAUUAAAGUUUUAAAAUAUU
Molecule: messenger RNA, 6947 nt
Organism: Acanthochromis polyacanthus (spiny chromis)
Lineage: Eukaryota; Metazoa; Chordata; Actinopteri; Pomacentridae
Gene: mideasb
Product: mitotic deacetylase associated SANT domain protein b
Exons: 13
Coding region: 673-4020 (1115 amino acids)
Biological process (GO): regulation of transcription by RNA polymerase II; negative regulation of DNA-templated transcription
Cellular component (GO): histone deacetylase complex; transcription regulator complex
Molecular function (GO): transcription corepressor activity
Source: RefSeq, a predicted model, not a curated record